Messenger RNA from Echinostoma caproni, 4248 nucleotides. Lineage: Eukaryota; Metazoa; Platyhelminthes; Trematoda; Plagiorchiida; Echinostomatidae. The record is from the annotation of a GenBank genome assembly.
AUGCCUGCUCGACUGCUCAAUCAAGCCACUUGGAACCUGUUGCAUCGACCAUCAUCUGCGUUAAAAUCGUAUCCGGAUCAAAUGCUUCGCACUGCCUACUUCCAUUCCUCCAAUGCAGUUUUAUGGACUCUUUUGUUGGAUUCGUUCAACACACUGCUAUUGCACAGUUCCAUCAGCACGACAAGUGCGCAUUCGGUAGAGCUGACGGGCGCGCUUAACCUAUAUUUAAUGUUGUUCGGGGAGGCUAAUUUCGACCCAUCUAAUUUCUGUUCACCGGAUUCGUCGAACUUCGUGUUAAACGAGGCAGUUCUGGAACACAUACUAAAUGAAAUCGGCUUUAGCAAUGAUCUCCCGGAUUCAUUGGAGUCUCCCAAAUCGCAUGUUUUUAAAUUGGUCCCAUUAGUUCUGCGAGUUGUGGCCGCGGUUUGCUGCAAAUCCCCAUCUGCCUGUUGCUAUCUGUUAAACUCCAGCAAAUUCCUCCGGUUUUUCGAUGCACUGCUCCAACGACCAGAUUUGCAAUCAGUGACCAGUGGCCCCGUUUGUGUGCGAGCGAUGAGGGUGUUACUCACCUGUUUUGCUUUCGCUCCGAUUGAAACGAACACGGACGGAAUUCAUCCGUUCGAUCUUUUCUGUGUAGACCGAGUGAUUCGUUUCCUUGGACCGCCACACGUGCCUGGUUCCCGCGAUUCCAAUGAAACCCUCUCUUACGAAUCGACACCUCCGCAAUCCAGCACACUUGGCUUGAUUGAACUGCAGGAUUUGUUCAUUCGUAUUACCUGUAACCGCUUGGUGCCAACACCGGAGAACCCAGCGUGUGAUGAAUCCACCACCGCGCGGCCAUCAGUGAUCGCGCAUUGUGCCCCGCACACGAUGCAUGCUCUGGACCAAACCGUUCGAUGCGAAGUUGCUCUUCGUGCUCUUAACUAUCUGCAUUAUCAUCUCGUCCAGCUAAACAUCCUGUGCAAAGAUCCGCUGGCACGUCUGUUCUCCGCGACUCCAGCCACACCAAUUGACGAGCUGUACGAUUGGCUGCAGCUCCAUUGUACAUCUGAAUCCGGUGAUCAAAUUCGAACCCAUCAGGACUGUCAAACCCAUGUGCCUCGAACUAAAUGUUGUAUGUUCAUCGAUGCCCCAUCCGUUCAUCCAUCGUCGGAGUCCCGAGAUCCAAAUCCGCAAAUCGAUCGACUAGUUGGUCUUAGUAGACUAUUUUACGAAUUUUUGCACAGUCUCGAACCGGAACACAUCCUACCAUCGUCACUUGGUCGUCAUUUCAUGGUUAGCCUGAUGGACUUGGUUUGGCUUAGUCAUGCUCCUCAGUCUGUUUGUCGUAUGAUAACUAUGGCUUCCCUCGCUGGUGGUUGGGUCACACUGAAUCGAUUUGCUAACCAAUUAUUAGACGGUAUACGUCCCCAAACCAUUAUGGAUUGGCUCGUUUGUAGCUUGCAUCUGUUACUUAUGAAACAUGAUCCGGCCCGAAGAUGGUUCCUAAGGAAGUUAGGUGAUUCUGAAUCGUCAACUCCUCUUCCUUGUUUGCUCCUGCUGCUGCUCGCUUAUUGUCAUAUCGAAACUGCAGGGCAGUCCGAUCGACUGAUUGAAAGUGCUAUCGAUUCGUUCUUGAAUCAAUCCGAACUGGAUCCGGUUAUGCUCACCGCCGCUGUGCAGAAGUUAAACACGUCACCGAUUGAACGCGGAUCCGGCGCAUCCGAACUAGGUCAGGUCUUCACCACGCCACCGGUACUUUGUACUCCGCAAUCAAACGCUCGCCUCCCGGUGUCUCCACUGACUCUGUCCGUCCCGGCUGGCAUGUCGGGCCCAUUGGCCGCAUUCGGUGAAGCCGCUGUUGAGCACUGGCAACGCAUUUGUAAAUUGCCUCAUCCUCCUCCCGUUUCUCCGAGCGUGUGUUGUGAUGUAUUCUCAGAUAAAUCACACAGUGUCAUACGUGGCAGGCUUCUGAAAGAUUUUGCGCCUCUCGCUUGGUUCUAUGCCGGCGAGACAGAGCAUGAUCUGUCUUCAUGGAGACCGCUCGUUGCCCAAUCUGGCGCAUCUGUUCCGCAUAAAGGAUCUUUCCCCAAACCAGACUGUCAACAAACGGCCACCGUUGAGUUGACGGAAUCCUGUUCCGCUGAUCUCGACCGUCCGAACUCAGAAAGUCGACCACAACUAAUCUGCGACUCGUCUAACCUCGGCUGUGCUGGGAGCGCGGUAAAUUUAACGAUCCGUCUACCGUGUUUGGUCUGGUUGCAACGAAUUGAACUGUUUUCGUUCACAAUACACGAGCGCUAUCAAGGCCCCUCUGCUGUUUUGGUGGACUUCUAUAGGGAACUGCCACGAUCGCCCAAUCAAGCGCUGGUUGGAGUAUUCACUCAAGCUGGUUUCGAACCAGCGUGUCAGUCGUUUUCUAAUGACGCUGUUCCUCUAACCACAAGUUCUCCUGUCGGCCGACGACCGGAUCAUGCAGUGCUGGAGUUCCAGCCAUGUCUCACCAACCGCUUAGUCAUUAGAUUACAACACUCACUUGAACGGGGCAAGUCAUUGGCACUGAGGAAACUCCGCCUGUUAGGUUAUCACAUAAAUGACGGAGAUUGGAACGAAGAACGAUUGAUCUCUCUCAAAGCACUCCCGACCCCAUCGGAAUUCACCCGAAUGUCCAGUUCCAUUGCCUUGUUGCAUGUGAUUCACAAUCACGUAAUUCUGAGCACGGUUCCAAAAUCAGCAAUCGUCCCAACCUUGGUCGAUCGUCUUCUCUGGCCGCUUUUAAGCGUCAGUAUGCAACCCUAUAGAAUUGCUGAAAUGAAUCGAAUUGCUUCCCUACUGGCAUGUGAUGUUGGCUCGCAAUCGUCUACCUUCUCAGACCUGGUGAGGAUCAUCGGUUCUGUGACCGCGAGUCAGGACACCGUCAGUAACCAGACACCCGGACCUAAAUUAAUAGCUAAUUGGUUAGAGCCGUUGGACUCAAAGUGUGAUGGCACUCGUGAUUCGUCGAUCUGUUGGACUCAAUCCUCGUUUGCUGCGGUUUUGGCCGAACGUGUGCUUAUUCGGUUAAUGGCUGCCUGUACCAUACAGCCUCUGGUAUUGCUGGAUUAUGUGCUUGCACGGCUGUUAUUUGAUGAUGAGUUUAUUAACCUCGUUCAAUUUGCAGCUGAUUUUCAACUCGCCACCGAUUCCUUGGACACAACCAGCCAAUCUGUCGAAAUAAUGUGCUCCCAAUUGCAAACCACAGCAUCGACCACAUCGAGUACCAGUCAGCGUUUACUUGCUUUUCUGUGUCUGCACACAGACUCCGGCCAGUCUGCCCGUUUAAGGUGUGUACUGCGAUGGGUUGGUCGUGUUUGCUCGCUCUACACCGAAGGCUCCAAACUGGCCAAUCCGCAGGUAUUCUAUACCACCGAAAUGCUUCAUGUUCUCUCUGGUGUAUUGUGGAAUCUCGGCAAUUCCUCGCCGGUUUUGGGUGCACCAGAUUGGAGGAAAGAGUUGACAGUCGAGUUGGUGCGCCGCGUUCACUUGGCUUGCGUUCAUACAUGGGUCCGUGUGCAGACACAACAGCAUUCCUCCAUCGAAUUGCACUCAUUCGCAAUGUCGUUGAGUCAAGUGUUGUGCGCUAUGUGCACUCUUCAUCCGGAACUCGGUCUUGAUCUGCUUGUUGAUCUGAUUUCUAAUCGGUGUCACGUGGACCAGGUGCCAGACGAGGUGGAAUUUGCCCAACAGCUUCGAGUCAUCACAUUCGUCAUGCAAUCCCAACCGGUAAUUGAUCGCCUGAUCAGUAGUGCGACGCAAUCAACAGAAUUGUCGAAAACUGUCGAUUGUCUGACCGAAUGCUGCGAUUGGUUAAAUUCGUAUUUCCGGGAUCAGCUUCCGGGCUGUACCGCAUCGCACUCCACAGUUAUGGCUGUUCGACGCCUUCAAGUGAUUACUCGACUACUGGAACCGGAACGACCGGAACCGUUACGCAAAUACUUGAGUCAGGUGGUUUCUGAAAAAUUGUUGUUGACUCUGUUCAAUCACUGUGCCAAUGAAGCAGAUGCUAUUACGAUUCUGACUUCAAUCUACUCAACAAAACUCUCUUCCUGUUCGAAUACGCCCGUGAAAACAUUCACUGCUUUCCGGGACCAGUUCCGGUCGAUCGUGAUCGAUUUGUUUCAGGCACUUAGUUUUCCACUACGUACACCCGAUCCGAAUGAUCCACAACGUCGGAUGGCCUCUUUGAUCAGGGAUAAACUGCGUCAUAUCGUGGAAAAUCGAGGUGGGUGA